Molecule: messenger RNA, 2028 nt
Organism: Teleopsis dalmanni
Lineage: Eukaryota; Metazoa; Arthropoda; Insecta; Diptera; Diopsidae
Exons: 3
Coding region: 1-2028 (675 amino acids)
Source: RefSeq, a predicted model, not a curated record
AUGACCCUCGAAAAUAAUACUUUUACACAAGACUUAAUUAGUCGACUUAUAGUCGCAAACACAGCCUCUCUUAGGGAUGAGAUAGCUUUGCUAAAAGAGCAGCUUUCUGCAGUAAAUACUCCCAAAGUAGUAGAAUUCGAAACGGAAGUAGUAGACAGCCGUAUAAUAUGUGAUGAGACCUUGGACAUAGUAAAAUCACUUCCCGAAUUUAGUGGAAAAAAUAGUUAUGUUAGUUGGCGGGCCGCAGCCAUAAAUUCCAUGAGUUUAUACAAUAGAGGUAGCAGGAAGUAUUUCGGUGCACUAACCAUUUUAAGAAAUAAAAUUAUAGGCGAGGCCAACGAUACUCUAACAAAUCACGGCACUUGUCUAAAUAUGGAUGCCAUUAUUGCUCGGCUUGAUUUUGCAUAUUCGGACAAACGUCCAAUUCAUAUAAUAGAACAGGAAUUAAGCGUGUUACGACAGGGCAAUCUUUCGGUUAUGGAAUACUACAAUUUAGUCAAUAAAAAGUUGACUCUCUUAAUAAAUAAGACUAUAAUGACCCACGGAAGCGAUGAGUCAAUUACUAAAGAACUUAAUAGAAAGAAUAGGCAAAACGCUUUAAGAAUAUUCAUAACUGGUCUAAAAACACCAUUAUCUGACAUUUUAUUCUCACUUUGUCCGGAAGACUUGCCAAAUGCAUUAGCAAAAGCUCAGGAACUCGAAGCAAACAAUUUGAGGGCAAGAUUCGCUUUAAAUUUUCAGAACAAUGGGAAACAAACUCCAAUGAAUAAUUCAAACCACUAUCAAAACCAGUACAACAGACAAAGGAGAUACGAUCACACACCUAGGAACACAAUCCAAAAUAAUUUAAGAUUCCCUAAAGCGAAUAUUAAUAAUCAAAAUCAAAUUCAAGAACCUGUUGUACCAAUGGAAGUGGAUCCAUCUGUAUCCAACCAAUUCCAAAGAAACAACAGUUAUCAAUCAUCUAAUAGGAAUCACUGGAACAACUCAAAUAGGAACUCGCAUUCUUUUAUGCAGGGAUCGGGAUAUCACAAUAACCAAACUCAAAAAAGAGUUCAUGAGAGUGUUCAGAGAGUGCAAGAAAGAUUUUAUGAAAUUGAAAAUUUAGAAGCAGAUAUACUUAUAGGAUAUAAUAUUUUAAAAAGAAUAAAUGCUGUUGUAGAUUUAGGAAACAAUGAAUUAAGAUAUAAUGGAAAAACCGAAAGAAUAUACAUAGAUUCGAACAAACAUAAACAGAAAAAUGAUAUGAUAAUGAUAAAUAAAUAUCUGGACUCACUGAAAAAAGACGAAACUGAUGAAGAAAUAAACAGCACUUUUUCGAGAACAGAAUCUGCCAAAACAGUAAGCAGUAAUCUUUCAGAGAAGGAUAACCUUAUGAACAUACUGGAACAGGAAGAUCAUACUGAAUUAGCUAGAAAAAUUCCCGGCGUGGAUAAUGACAUAACAAGAAAGGAAGAGUCACAAAAAAUAUUGAUAUACAAAAACAAUAUAAUAAAGCAAAUACAAUCGACGCAUUCAAAAAUAAAUACAAGCUUACCCUUUAGAACGGACGUUAGAGCAGAAAUUAGAACUAACUUAGACACUCCUAUUUGGAGCAAGCAGUAUCCUUAUCCUCUCUCUUGUAACAAUUACGUAAAUGACGAAAUAGCUAGAAUGCGGGAAAAUGGAGUCAUCAGACCAAGCAAGAGUCCAUAUAAUUCCCCGAUAUGGAUAGUUCCUAAGAAAGGAAAUAACGAAGAUGGAACUGGUAAACAUAGGCUAGUUAUCGACUAUAAAAAGAUAAAUGAGCAUACCAUAGCGGAUACGUAUCCAAUACCAGACCCUAGUAUAAUCCUGUCAAAUCUAGGGAAUUCUAAGUAUUUUUCAACAAUCGACCUGGAGUCAGGAUUUCAUCAAAUUCUAAUGAGAGAAAAUGAUAUCGAAAAAACCGCUUUCUCAAUUAACAAUGGGAAAUCGGCUUGCACUAAUGCAUUAUACGAGUACAUGAUCAAGGCAAUAACAACAACAUCCGCGUGUAACUCUCAUUAA